CUGCGAAACAUGCCGCUGGGAAGAAUAUAAAAUGGCGGCGUAGCACCAGCGCAAAAUGACCUUUCUUCAUCGCUUGAGAUUUAUAUCGUCACCUUUCAAUUAUUUGGCUUUUCAGAGAAUUUCUUCCAUACGUGGAGGAAUUUCUUCAGCCUGGCCUCUGGUAAAGCUCCCGACGAGAUAUUUACGGCUAUGGUUUCCUGUUUUUAAAGCAGAAGUAGAUAUUACUGCUGACUCCUGGUCAAGUGGAAGAAAGUAUGUCAGUGGUUUUGAAGAUAUUGAGGAACUCCAUAAUGCCCCUGAAGAAGUAAAGAGAGUGUUUAGUCUUCAAAAUGCAAGUCAGUGGGAACACCGUAAAAUUGGUCUAGGAAAGAUGGAACAAAAAUAUGCAGAUAAAUAUGAACAAAAAAUUGCAAAGUUGACCAUUCAAAUUGAGGCAGUGAAAGCAAAUAAUAAUGAUGGAAGGAGAGGAAGAAAGGACAUAGGGAAUAAAGUAUUUCUUUCUUGGCUGAUUGCACAACGAAGAAAAAAACUACUGAACCUGAAAAACCUUCGUUUUGAGCGCUACCUGGAACUAAUAAAAGAACUUGACAUAGCUCCACUGGAGAGCCCGCACACAAAGUGGAACAAGUACAAGUUUAGGCAGUUUAAGAUGGGUGUAGAAAUCAAGGAGAAGAAGCGGCCAUAUCUACGGCGUGUAUAACGAUGGAAAUAAACGAUAAAUUUUCGUUAUAA
Molecule: messenger RNA, 732 nt
Organism: Pocillopora verrucosa
Lineage: Eukaryota; Metazoa; Cnidaria; Anthozoa; Scleractinia; Pocilloporidae
Product: small ribosomal subunit protein uS15m
Biological process (GO): mitochondrial translation
Cellular component (GO): mitochondrial small ribosomal subunit
Molecular function (GO): structural constituent of ribosome; RNA binding
Source: RefSeq, a predicted model, not a curated record